AUGGCAUCAAGAUUCGGCCCGUCCUCCCUCCACCAGCGCGACUCCCGCAGCGCCCUCUUCGAGGGCUACAACGACGGCUCCCGUCGUCCACCGAGCGCCGGUCCCAGCGGCGGCUACGGCUACGGCUAUGCCGGCGGCAACAGCAACGGCGCGACGUCUUCGCCUGCCUUUGGCGCGCCGGGCGGCUUCCGGUCUGCGACCCCAAACCGCAAGGGCCAGUACAGCGACGCCGUGCUCAACGAGCUCGAGAGCCAGAACGAUGCCCAGGUUGAGGGUAUCCUGGGCAAGGUCAAGAUCCUGAAGGACAUGACACACGCCAUUGGCGACGAGAUUCGCGACUCCUCGGCCCUGGCGGAGAAGAUGAACGACACGUUUGACUCGACGCGGCUGCGCAUCCGCGGCACCAUGAACAGGAUGCUCGUCAUGGCGCAGAAGACCGGCGUCGGCUGGAAGGUGUGGCUCGCCUUCUUUGCCGCCGUUGGCUUCCUGUUCUUCUACGUCUGGGUCUUUUAG
This is a messenger RNA of Verticillium alfalfae VaMs.102, 513 nucleotides long. RefSeq names its product v-SNARE. The coding region runs from base 1 to 513 and encodes 170 amino acids. The transcript has 4 exons. NCBI's taxonomy places the organism in Eukaryota, Fungi, Ascomycota, Sordariomycetes, Glomerellales, Plectosphaerellaceae. The record is from RefSeq and is a predicted model, not a curated record. Gene Ontology annotation, biological process: endoplasmic reticulum to Golgi vesicle-mediated transport.